CAUUCAGCACUCACCCACACUGAACUAGAGGCUAUCACCAUGACAAGGGACCAGAAUGGAACCUGGGAGAUGGAGAGUAAUGACAACUUUGAAGGCUACAUGAAGGCCCUAGAUAUUGAUUUUGCCACCCGCAAGAUCGCAGUACGUCUGACUCAGACGAAGAUCAUUGAUCAAGACGGCGAUAACUUCAAGACAAAAACCAACAGCACGUUCCGCAACUAUGAUCUGGAUUUCACUGUUGGAGUGGAGUUUGAGGAGUGCACGAAGGGCCUGGACAACCGGAAUGUUAAGACGCUGAUCACCUGGGAAGGUGAUGUCCUUGUGUGCGUGCAGAAGGGGGAGAAGGAGAACCGUGGCUGGAGGCAGUGGGUUGAGGGGGACAAGCUGCACCUGAAGCUGACCUGUGGUGACCAGGUGUGCCAUCAGGUGUUCAAGAAGAAGUAA
Ailuropoda melanoleuca (giant panda) is the source of this 444-nucleotide messenger RNA. It is a transcript of the gene RBP2, whose product is annotated as retinol binding protein 2. The transcript is spliced from 4 exons. The record is from RefSeq and is a predicted model, not a curated record. The coding region runs from base 40 to 444 and encodes 134 amino acids. Gene Ontology annotation, molecular function: lipid binding. Lineage: Eukaryota; Metazoa; Chordata; Mammalia; Carnivora; Ursidae.